AUGACUUCAGAACAAGAAACUCCUAAUAUGGGACAUCGUCACUCAUUGACUAUUGAGACGAAUCCUCUUCAUUUACUUCCAUCCAACAUAAGACGAUUCUCUCAAGCUGAUUCUCUUCGACAUCCAGCAGCUCCUUUGUUGGCAAAAUUAACAAAAAAAAUUGGACAACAAAUUCCAGAAGCUGAGCAGGAACGAAAAUGUGAAGAAAAUGUGAAUGAAAGCAAAUAA
Auanema sp. JU1783 is the source of this 228-nucleotide messenger RNA. NCBI's taxonomy places the organism in Eukaryota, Metazoa, Nematoda, Chromadorea, Rhabditida, Rhabditidae. The record is from the annotation of a GenBank genome assembly.